Molecule: messenger RNA, 1077 nt
Organism: Gloeophyllum trabeum ATCC 11539
Lineage: Eukaryota; Fungi; Basidiomycota; Agaricomycetes; Gloeophyllales; Gloeophyllaceae
Exons: 4
Coding region: 1-1077 (358 amino acids)
Source: RefSeq, a predicted model, not a curated record
AUGGACGCCAUAGGCCGUCUGGACAUCUUCGAUUAUGGCGGUCUGGAGGGAGUGAGCGGAUAUGACGGUGAAUGCAGCAGUGGAUCGGCCAGGGAGUUCAGGCUUGAAUAUCCCGCGCACGUAUCCUUCGUGAUCCCCACGCUAGGUGGAGGAGACAAGGAUGCUGAAUAUAAGCCCACCUGCCCUAUACCACGAGACACCGAGACGGACUCACUCUCAGAGCUAUCCUCCGACGGCGUGAGCUCGGACUGCUCAGACACCGCCUCGGACUGUACCGCAUGCCCUUCCCCUUCCCCUUCUGUCGUCUCUGCCAGGUCCCUCGCCUCUCCCGACAUCCCUCCCGCGCCCCCGUCCCACCGUCGCCUAGUAGCAGUCGAGGCUUACGGUCGGCGCUUCCUGGCGUACGACACGCGCCCGCCGGACUCGAAUGUGCCCAAGUCAAAGCUCGUCCCGGAGCUCGCGUGUGGCGGGGUGGAGGUGCCGGAUUACCUCGUCCAGGCGGGCUUCGUUCCCCCGCCACAACCGCAGACUGUCUGCCUGAGGGAUCUGGAGCUGGUAAAGGGGCCCGGGCCGGUUGAGUGGGACGAUGUGGACACGUCUUUCGGCGGAUCCGCGCGGGCCUGCCCGGCUGACGAGGACGAGGACGCGCAGGCUGGACGACGUAGCGCGGGACCUUCGAGACCUAGAGACUCCCUCCGCAGGCCCUCCGGCUCGCGCAAGCGGACAGGCGCCACCGCCGAUCCCUCGCCCGUCCACCCCAAGAAGAAGAGACAGAGCAGAGUCGACCCGGUCGAGCUCGUCUGCCGCGUCUCGGCGUGCACGCGGACGUUUAAGACCGUCGCCGACUGCCACCGCCACCGGCGGACGCACUUUGCCGAGGCGUACCAGUGGGCCUGCGCGGGGUGCACUACGCUCUUCGGGCGCCCGGAUGCGCUCAAGCGACAUAUCCUCUCGCGGGAGGGAUGUUUGAAGGCAAGUGGCCCGAGAGAGACCUGGGGCCCAAAUUUGGGUAAGUUCAGAGAUGAUUGGAGCGAGCCAUGGGAGGGGGAGUUGACGCCUACGGAGGAGAUGCCUUGA